AUGGAUACUCCAUCCUCCGGCACUGUUGACCUAGAGCACGGUGGCGGUGCGAUUCGCAAACGUUUAACCCUGACCUUUCGAAACUUAAAUGUCCGAGUCACGGCUCCCGAUGCAGCCCUAGGCGAUACACUACUGUCCUAUGCCGACCCACGACAACUCCUAGAUGUCUUUCGGAGUAGUCGACAGAACAAAAGGACUAUCCUCAAGGAUAUUAAUGGACAAGUCAAACCAGGCGAGAUGCUGCUAGUAUUAGGUCGGCCUGGUGCCGGAUGCACUUCUUUCCUUCGAGUUCUUUCAAAUGACCGAGAUUCGUUCGACGAAGUGAGUGGUGAGACUUGGUACGGAAGUAUGGACCAUAAAGAAGCAAAGAAAUUCCGACAGCAGAUCAUGUUCAACAAUGAAGACGACAUCCACUUUCCGACAUUGACGGUCAACCGAACUAUGAAGUUUGCUUUGAGAAACAAGGUCCCUCGAGAGCGUCCCGAACAUCUACAGGAGAAAAAUGAAUAUAUACAGGGUACAAGGGACGGUAUCCUAGAAUCUCUGGGAAUCGCACAUACCAAGAAGACAUUAGUGGGAAAUGAGUUCAUUCGUGGCGUGUCUGGCGGAGAAAGAAAGCGUGUAUCUUUGGCUGAAGUAAUGGCUGGCCAGAGUCCCGUCCAGUUUUGGGAUAACCCCACGCGCGGCCUUGAUUCAAAGACUGCGGUCGAAUUUGCACGUCUCCUGCGCCGUGAAGCGGACCAGAACGACAAAACCAUGGUGGCCACCAUGUACCAGGCAGGAAAUGGUAUCUACGAUGAAUUUGACAAGAUCUUGGUUCUUGCAGAAGGGAGGGUCAUUUACUAUGGUCCCAGGACUAUGGCACGAGCGUACUUUGAAGAUAUGGGAUUUGUUGUUCCAAAAGGUGCCAACAUUGCCGAUUUCCUAACUUCAGUCACGGUGAUUACCGAACGUAUUGUCCAACCAGGGUUGGAGGAGAAGGUUCCCAGUACUCCUGAGGAAUUCGAGUCUCGAUUUCUUGCAAGCGACAUCAAUGCGCAGAUGCUGGAAGCUAUUGAGCCACCAGAGAAACUUACACACGAGAAGGACGAUCUGGUCAUGGCAGUGGCUAACGAAAAGAAAAAGAAACAUCUUCCCCGGCCUCAGAGUGUAUACACAACGAGCCUCUGGGACCAGAUCCGUGCUUGCACAGUUCGGCAAUUCCAAAUUAUGGCGGGAGAUAAACUUUCCCUUGCCAUCAAGAUCGUCUCAGCCAUUCUGCAGGCGCUAGUCUGUGGCAGUAUUUUCUAUAACCUGAAACUGGAUAGUUCCUCUAUUUUCCUUCGCCCUGGUACACUCUUCUUUCCAUGUCUCUACUUCCUCUUGGAGGGUUUGUCAGAGACAACGGGUGCAUUCAUGGGUCGCCCUAUUCUCUCCCGCCAAAAGCGUUUUGGCUUCUACCGUCCAACAGCAUUCUGCAUUGCCAAUGCUAUCACGGAUAUACCCGUCGUGAUCGUGCAAAUUUCAUGCUUUUCAUUGAUCCUGUACUUCAUGUCUGCGUUGCAGAUGGAUGCCGGCAGAUUCUUUACCUACUGGAUUAUGCUUAUCGCUCUAACUCUGUGUUUCAUGCAGCUCUUCCGGGCUGUUGGUGCGUUAUGCAGGAAGUUUGGAGUUGCAUCGAUGAUAUCGGGAUUGCUGUCGACCAUCUUCUUCGUUUACGGGGGUUAUCUUAUCCCAUUCGAGAAAAUGCACGUUUGGUUCCGCUGGAUCUUCUACCUCAACCCUGGUGCAUAUGCAUUUGAGGCACUCAUGGCAAAUGAAUUUUCUGGGUUGAAGCUUGACUGCGUCUCACCUGACUAUAUUCCUUAUGGGGCAGGAUAUCCAGACUCGUCAUCUGCCUACCGUGGCUGCUCUGUGCUGGGCAGUGAUGAAAAUGGACUCAUUGAUGGGGCCGCAUAUAUUCGGGAGCAGUACCACUACUCAGUCGGCCAUAUCUGGCGCAGCUUCGGUGUCAUCAUUGGCAUGUGGGCAUUUUUCAUUUUCCUUACCGCUGUGGGCUUCGAAAAACUCAACAGUCAAGGGGGGUCAUCCGUGCUCCUCUAUAAACGUGGAAGUCAGAAGCAGCGCACUUCGGAUAUGGAAAAGGGUCAGCAGGUUACGUCCCAGCCAACAGCAAACGCUGGUGCUCUUUCAAAUACCGCCAAACAGUCAACAUUUACGUGGAACAAUCUUGACUAUCAUGUCCCCUUCCAUGGUCAGAAAAAGCAGCUUCUGGACCAGGUGUUUGGUUAUGUAAAGCCUGGUAACCUUGUCGCACUCAUGGGUUGCUCUGGUGCUGGUAAAACAACGUUGCUUGAUGUUUUGGCUCAACGGAAAGAUAGUGGCGAGAUUUAUGGGUCCAUCCUAAUUGACGGCCGGCCUCAAGGGGUGAGCUUUCAGCGAACCACAGGUUAUUGUGAACAGAUGGAUGUGCACGAAGCAAGUGCGACGGUCCGGGAAGCAUUAGAAUUUUCUGCUCUUCUCCGUCAGCCUGCAUCAGUUUCUCGAGAAGAAAAACUGGCGUACGUAAAUCACAUUAUUGAUCUACUGGAGCUGAGCGACAUCAGUGACGCUCUGAUUGGCAUCCCCGGAGCCGGCCUCAGUAUCGAGCAGCGGAAGAGAGUCACACUAGGUGUUGAACUGGUGGCAAAGCCGACUCUGCUGUUCCUCGAUGAGCCUACGUCGGGUCUAGAUGGUCAGUCGGCGUACAACAUUAUUCGAUUCUUGAGAAAGCUAGUGGAUGGUGGUCAAGCAGUCUUGUGCACCAUUCACCAACCCUCUGCUGUAUUAUUUGAUGCCUUUGAUUCGCUGCUUCUCCUUGCUAAGGGCGGUAAAAUGACAUAUUUUGGCGAGACUGGCCAGGACUCCACCAAGGUACUGGACUAUUUUGCAAGAAACGGCGCUCCCUGCGAACCCGAUGUCAACCCAGCCGAACAUAUUGUGGAGGUUAUUCAGGGCAACACUGAGAAGAAGGUUGACUGGGUUGAAGUCUGGAACCAAUCUGAGGAGCGUCAGCGAGCCAUGGCCGAAUUAGAAGCUUUGAACAACGAGCGGAAGCAGAACACACAGGAGGAGGAAGAUCAAUCUGACUUUGCAACUUCUCAUUGGUUCCAAUUCAAGAUGGUCUUGCGCCGUCUCAUGAUUCAAUUGUGGCGGUCACCGGACUAUAUCUGGAGCAAGAUCAUUCUCCAUGUCUUCGCAGCUCUGUUCAGCGGUUUUACCUUUUGGAAAAUGGGUAACGGCACGUUUGACCUCCAACUUCGUCUCUUCGCUAUCUUCAACUUCGUUUUUGUCGCUCCAGGAUGUAUCAACCAAAUGCAACCAUUCUUCUUACACAAUCGCGAUAUUUUUGAGACCCGCGAAAAGAAGUCCAAAACAUACCAUUGGCUCGCCUUUAUCGGCGCUCAAGCCGUCUCAGAAAUUCCAUAUCUCAUUAUCUGCGCAACUCUUUACUUCGCAUGCUGGUACUUCACUGCAGGCUUCCCUGUCGAGGCUAGCAUCUCCGGCCACGUCUACUUACAGAUGAUCUUUUACGAAUUCCUCUACACAUCGAUCGGCCAAGCCAUUGCCGCAUAUGCUCCAAAUGAAUACUUUGCCGCCAUCAUGAACCCGAUUCUCCUCGGUGCUGGCCUGGUCUCCUUCUGCGGUGUCGUCGUUCCCUACUCAGCGCUGCAGCCCUUCUGGCGCUACUGGAUGUACUACCUGGAUCCAUUCACGUACCUAGUCGGGGGGCUCCUAGGUGAGGUCCUCUGGGACGUGCAGGUGGAGUGUAAGGCGUCCGAACUUGUGCAUUUCAGUGCGCCAUCCGGUCAGACGUGCGGCCAGUACAUGGCCGACUUCCUUAGCGAGCAGGCGGGCUAUCUUCUUGACCCGAACUCGACUGCUAGCUGCUCGUUCUGUCAGUACUCCACUGGAGCGGACUAUGCCAAGACGUUCAACUUGAAGGAGAAGUACUAUUCUUGGAGAGAUACUGGUAUCACUGCACUCUUCUGCAUCAGUUCUUACGGACUGGUGUUCUUGAUGAUGAAGUUGAGGAGUAAGAAGACUAAGAGUGCGAGGUCAGAGUAA
Messenger RNA from Aspergillus pseudotamarii, 4086 nucleotides. Its product is annotated as putative ABC multidrug transporter. The coding region runs from base 1 to 4086 and encodes 1361 amino acids. Gene Ontology annotation, molecular function: ATP binding; ABC-type transporter activity; ATP hydrolysis activity. Gene Ontology annotation, biological process: transmembrane transport. Lineage: Eukaryota; Fungi; Ascomycota; Eurotiomycetes; Eurotiales; Aspergillaceae. The record is from RefSeq and is a predicted model, not a curated record. Gene Ontology annotation, cellular component: membrane. The transcript is spliced from 14 exons.